Symbiodinium necroappetens is the source of this 327-nucleotide messenger RNA. Lineage: Eukaryota; Dinophyceae; Suessiales; Symbiodiniaceae. The record is from the annotation of a GenBank genome assembly.
AUGGAGAAGCAGGCUGUUAUGGCGGAGUGUGUACGAAAAUCUCCAAGUGGAACUCAAGAGUUCUAUGACUUCAGCAAGGUGACGUUGACUCCGAGCAUGGGUGUGAAGCCGGUCGAAGGUAGCCAGGAUUACGCCGUAACCCGCUCGGGCGACAGCAUCCCAUGUUGGCUGUCCCUCAAGGUCUACAAGACUGGGUCGUAUCUCCUCCCCUUGUUUGGGACGUGUUAUCGGCUCCUCUUUGUGCGCACUGUCCCACUCAUCCGCUACAAAAUCGUCAAGCAGGUGUCCGUGUUGCGGCAGGGCGGUGCGGACUGGCGAGCUCGCUAG